Racocetra fulgida is the source of this 184-nucleotide messenger RNA. The record is from the annotation of a GenBank genome assembly. Lineage: Eukaryota; Fungi; Glomeromycota; Glomeromycetes; Diversisporales; Gigasporaceae.
UAUUUGAUAAUUUGCAUACAUUAUUUAAUAACUUAAAUAUUAAUACAUCAGCUAUACAGCUUCAAGAAAAUUCAAAUGAUUCAUUGCUUGUACAUAUAUAUCAAUAUCAAUUAACUAAUGCUGAUAAGAUCACAAAAUAUUUUGCAUAUCUAAAAAUUUCUUCAAAUAUUAAUCCACUUCAAUG